UCGAGAGCUUUACUUCUCUUUUUUAUUAAUUUUGUGCUUUUUUUAUUAUUAGUACAUGGAGAUUAGUGAUUGUCAGACAUUACUCUGGACUGCUGCAUUCUGUCGAUUGUUAUUGUAUAAAAGUUCGUGGCACUUUUUAAGAUAACGUUGAUUUUGGUGCAAAAUUUGUGAAUUUUAAAAAUGGCACUGGAAUUUUUCGCUGGGAGUCUUGGAGGAUGCGCUGGUGUGCUAAUUGGACAUCCAUUCGAUACGAUAAAAGUACAAAUACAGAAUUCUACGUCAAAAUAUUCAAACGCACGUGAUUGUAUACGCAAGUUGUAUAAACACGAAGGCAUCCAUGUUUUUUUCCGUGGAAUGACAAGUCCGUUAGCUGCAGUUGCAGGAAUCAACGCAAUCGUUUUCAGUAUCUACGGACAAACACAGAAAUGUUUCGAUGAUCCAAACGCAUAUAAAACACAUUUUUUAUCCGGUGCUUGUGCUGGUUUCUUUCAAAGUGUGAUUGCAUCACCGAUGGAAUUAGCAAAGGUGCGAGUGCAAAUUCACAACACAGUUGGUCCCUUGGAAUGUAUACGUCACAUUUAUCAUUCUGAAGGAGUGAAAGGAGUUUUCCGUGGGUUGACAAUGACAGUACUACGAGAUGUGCCAAGUUUCGCGCUGUAUUUCCUAACCUAUGAAUACCUAGCGCGUGAACAAGAUGGCCGCCAUGCAGGUACGUCGCAGUUGUUAAUGGCGGGUGGAUUAGCUGGUGUUGUCAGCUGGACGUUAACCUAUCCAUUGGAUAUGAUCAAAACACGCAUGCAGUGUGAUGGAAUCAACGGAGUUAGUCGAUAUUCAAAUGCGUGGGAUUGUUACAAGAAGAGUAUUGCGCAAAAUGGACAUCGAGUAUUGUUUCGUGGUUUAACGCCUACUUUAGUCAGAGCUUUUCCGGUGAAUGCGGUUGUUUUCACUGUUGUCACGUGGACUUUACGAGUUUUAGAGAAUGGUUUUAAGUUUGAUUUUAUUGUUAUGCCUCAACUGGCUGUAGCGUAA
Molecule: messenger RNA, 1029 nt
Organism: Dalotia coriaria
Lineage: Eukaryota; Metazoa; Arthropoda; Insecta; Coleoptera; Staphylinidae
Product: mitochondrial basic amino acids transporter-like
Exons: 2
Coding region: 181-1029 (282 amino acids)
Biological process (GO): mitochondrial L-ornithine transmembrane transport
Cellular component (GO): mitochondrion
Molecular function (GO): high-affinity L-arginine transmembrane transporter activity
Source: RefSeq, a predicted model, not a curated record